CUGUGGUUCUUGCACGUGUGGCCCUCACUGCAACAAGAGAUGCGGACACAAGAAGUUCUCGCUGCUGUUCUCCAACCUAUUCUCCAACUGAUCUCUGACAUCUCCACGGAUGAGUACGAGAACAUCGUCCUCCCUCACUUCAGAGUGGUGUUCAACCUGCCCAAGAGCAUCCAGGCAUCCGUCACCCUCCUGGAGAACAUCCACAUAAUCUUGGAGAAGACGCCACAGGAAGACAUCACGACCGACAUUCUGCCCAUCAUCUACUCUGGCCUCGAGUCAUCCACCGUCCAAGUGCAGGUGGCUGCGGUGGUGGCGGCCAGCAAUGCGUCAGAGUAUCUGGACGCUGAUGCCAUCAAGAAGACAGUUCUGCCCAGGACGAAGGCCAUCUAUGAAAAGAACCCCACUGACGUCGCUCUCUGCCUCACCGUGUUGGGCUGUAUAGAGCGGAUACUGGACAAGCUGGAGCGCACCGCCAUCAUAGACGACGUCCUGCCCAUCCUCAGCGAUGUCAAGCUACAAGAUGCUGAUGUCACUGUGAAGGUUGUAAACAUCUACCGGCUGAUGCUAGGGGUGAAAAAGUUUGGUCUGAGUGUCAACCUGCUGGCCACCCGCAUCUUGCCCUCACUCCUGCCCCUCACCAUUAGUCCCUCACUCAACCUCCUCCAGUUUAGCUUCCUCCUCCAGACCAUACAUGAGAUGCUCGACCACAUCGACAAACAACAGCGGAACAAGUUGAAGCUGGACAACCUGAGUCUAGCGAGCAGCCCGGGAGAGAAGCGUUUGCUGCGCCACCAACUGAGCUCAGACAACAUGUCUCUCUCGCCCUUCUCCCCAGUGCCCAAUGUGAAGAUCCAGGACACCCGCAUGUCCUCCAGUGCCGAGGACUUCCUCUCUCGCCGGGGGUCGUCAGGUAUAGGCUUCAUGGGAUACUCCUUCUCAGGUCCCUCGUCACCGGAUUCCAACCUACUUCGUGUCCAAUCAGCAACCAUUGGCCGUCGACUGUCAGACAACGAGUUAAUGAUGCCUCCAAAGAUUCGUGUAGCUCAUUCCUCUGCCUCCUCCCCUGGCGAGACAUCCACAGGCUCUCUGCCAAUCAGGAGACACUCAAGUAUUGGUCCAGAACGACGUGGGUCCUAUUGCAUGAAUCUUUCGCCUCCAACACCGACACGCCCUCGACGCUCGCUGGAUCUGCAUUACUCACAAGCGCUGUCGCGCACCUUGACAAAGUCCCAGUCUUUUUUAAAGAACUCCUCCAUUGCCAAUGCCAGCAAGAGUGUACCUAUGUUGCUGACUCCUUCACCGGUCUCCAACCUGGGUUCUCGGAGGCAAUCAACGUGUUCCAUCAACUCACUAAGUGGUAUAGAGUCUAGGCGGUCCUCCACGGCCUCGGUCAGCAAUCCCUUAGGGUCAUCGUACAAGUCUCACCGUCGGCCCUCAGCCCUCAUCUCAAACUCCGCAAGCGGUAACCUCCUGCAGCAGUUGUCAGCCGGCGUGGUGAGUACAUAUCAACUCUUCUCAAGCAAGUCAUAAACUUGAUUUGAACACCAUAGAGGAGGCUUGUGGCUAGUCGACCAGAUGCUUCACUUCAUUGGGUUAAGAAAUCCUGUAUUCUCGCUGGUUGAUGAAAUUUUUCAAAAUGAAAAGAUUAUGCCAUAACUGGCCAAUAGGAUUGUCCUCCCUCAUUGGCAAAAAAAAGACUGCAUUUUCAUUGGUCGACAUUGCUUUCUGAUGUAUCAGAAAUUGACCAGUAGGAGAUGAGCCAUUCUCCUUCCUCAAAAUGUGAUUAACUGACAUGAAGUCUGUCACUGCUGCUGUGAUUGGUUUUAUGUUUACACCGCUCAACUCGACCAUUAGACUCGGCACAGUCAAGUCAUAGUGAGUGGAAAUGUGUAGUAAGGAUUGUUUUAUGGUGGUCCCAAGUGUUUGGGUGGUGGGAUAGCUUUUAUUGUGGCACAGAUUUACCAUUGUUCUAUUAACUACUAAACUGUUUGCUCUGUGGCAUAAAUUGUUCAAGCCCUUCUCAUUCAGCUACAUAAUUCCUAGUUCUUAGGAUAUAUGAAAUCAUUAUCCUUAUCACCUAUCCUUACAAUUCACCACUUAGAUGGUGUGUGUGUGUGAUAUAUAUAUAUAUAUAUAUAUAUAUAUAUAUAUACCUGUUAGCCGGAACAAUUGGUGCUGAGCACUUCCGGGAAUGAGGGAUUUCCGGGUAACGAGACGACUCUGUCAGAGUUGGAAAAACUCUCAUCCCCGUAAUUUUCUGGGUAACGGAAAAAUGUUCCUGGAUGUUCCAGAAAUUGCCCCUUACAUCAUCUCUCAAACCCGUAAAAA
Messenger RNA from Homarus americanus (American lobster), 2328 nucleotides. Its product is annotated as SCY1-like protein 2. The record is from RefSeq and is a predicted model, not a curated record. The coding region runs from base 40 to 1530 and encodes 496 amino acids. The transcript has 11 exons. NCBI's taxonomy places the organism in Eukaryota, Metazoa, Arthropoda, Malacostraca, Decapoda, Nephropidae.